AUGCUCAGACGCACCCUGCGACACCCGCGCGGCCUCCCCCCUUCCUCCCGCUCGCUCUCCUCUUCCUCACCCCGGCAACCCAUCAAACUCGUCGAAGUCGGACCGCGCGACGGCCUCCAGAACGAAAAGACGCCAUUGGACGCCGGGGUCAAGGUCGAGUUGAUCGAGAGGCUCGUCAGGAGCGGGUUGAGGGAUGUCGAGGCCGGGUCGUUCGUCUCGCCCAAGUGGAUGGCGACGACGCCCGAAGUCUUGACCUCGCCCACCCUGGCCCAACUUCGCCGCGACUACCCAGACCUGUCCCUCCCCGUCCUCGUCCCCAACGCCCGGGGUCUCUCGUCCCUCACCACCCUCCUCUCACAACACCCCUCCAAUCUGCCACUGACGAACGAAAUCGCCGUCUUCGUCGCCGCGUCGGAAGGGUUCUCCCGCGCCAACCUCAACACGACAAUCGCAGACUCGCUCGCUUCCCUCCCGCCCAUCUUCGAGUCGGCCAAGGAACACGGCUUGAGAGUGCGCGCGUAUGUGUCGGUCGUCCUCGGCUGUCCGUUCGAUGGUCGCAUCGAGCCGGAGAAGGUUGCCCGAGUCGCGAAGGAGUUGCUUGAGAUGAAAGCGUACGAGGUCUCGCUCGGGGAUACGAUUGGGGUCGGCGUGCCGGCGGGAUGGGAGAAGCUGUUGAACGAAUGCGAGCGCGAGGGCGUGUCGGUUGGGAAGCUUGCGGCCCACUGCCACGACACAUACGGGACGGCCAUCUCUAACAUCCUCCAUUGCGUUUCGCUCGGCAUCCCAACAGUCGACACCUCAAUCGCCUCCCUCGGCGGCUGCCCCUACUCCCCCGGCGCAACAGGCAACGUCUCAACCGAAGACGUCCUCUACGCCUUGUACCACUCCGGAAUCCCUUCGUCGUUCUUCCCGUCCCCGCCUGAAGCAGGGGCGGGGACGUUGCUGGGAUGGCAGGAGGGCGAGGAUAAGCAGAGGUUUGAGAGGUUGUGUGAGGUUGGGGAGUGGGUGAGCGAGAGGCUUGGGAGGCCGAAUGGGAGUAGUGUUGGGAGGGCGGUGAGGGGAAAGAGGGAGAGGGCGGAGAAGCGCAAGGCGAAGGAGGCGGAGAAGCAGAAGGCGAAGCUGUAG
This is a messenger RNA of Rhodotorula toruloides NP11, 1125 nucleotides long. Its product is annotated as hydroxymethylglutaryl-CoA lyase. Gene Ontology annotation, biological process: L-leucine catabolic process; ketone body biosynthetic process. The record is from RefSeq and is a predicted model, not a curated record. The transcript has 4 exons. Lineage: Eukaryota; Fungi; Basidiomycota; Microbotryomycetes; Sporidiobolales; Sporidiobolaceae. Gene Ontology annotation, molecular function: hydroxymethylglutaryl-CoA lyase activity. Bases 1 to 1125 code for a protein of 374 amino acids.